AUGGAACCCCUUUUUGCUGGAGCGCUGUUUGCUUACGAGGAUGAGGAGCCACAGGCCGAGCUGCGCGGCAUCAUGGCCUACAGCGGCUCCGGCAGGCUGUACGUGGUGGGAGACGAUGGCAAGAUCAAGGCGGCCGAUGUGCGGCAGCAGCUGCUGUCAGGCGCCUGGGCGCAGGGUGGCGCUGCGGGCACGGCGCCGCCGCCCAGCCUGCGCACCAUCACCGCCAGCCCGCCGCUGGAGCUGACCGCCGCCCACUGCGGCCUCAACCGCUCCGGCACGUACGCCGCGGUGGCGGGCAGCGCCCUGGAGGAUCCCGAGAUCAGCCGGGUGGUAGUCAUCGACCUCGCCAACUGCCGCCCAGCGCCCGGCUCGCCCGCAAGCGGCGGCGCCGCCCGGCACGACCUGUGCGACGCGGUGGUGCUGGACGCAGAGCUCUUUGCCAGCCGGCCGGGCCUGCGGGUGCUGCAGGUCGGGUGGCACCCCGACAGCGAUGCCCACCUGGCGGUGCUGACCUCAGGCGAGCCGGGGGCCUGCUGCCGCUGCCGCCCGCCGGUGGCGCGUGGUGAUGACAACACGUGGCGCCUGUACAACACCCAGCACGCCGGGCUGGCGGAGCAGACGUUUGAGCUCCAGCUGCGCAGCAGGCGGGGCCUUGGCCUGGGCGGCGCCGGCUCUGGCGCCGGCGGCGCCGGGAGAGCAGCGGUCGCCUUUAGCUUUGGGCCGCCAGAGCUGUGGCAGCGCUUCUCCCUCUACUUCCUCACAGGCGACGGCAGCCUGUGGUGCCUGUGCCCGGUGGUGCCCUUUGGCUGCCGCUACUCCACCAGCACAAUAGAGCAGCUGGAGGGGGCGGCGGAUGCCGGCGGCAGCGGCGCCGGCGGCGAGGUCGACUUCGGCACCGCGCCCAACGCCCAGGCCUGGCUGCAGCGCGCUUUCCAGCUGCUGGCCACACCGCAGGACCCAGCAUUUGGCUCGGGAAUGAUGCAAAGCGUGCCGCACGCGCUAGACGAGCACGUGCCUGCGCUGGCGGGCCCACUGCCGGUGGCGUCGGCGGCAGGCGAGGAGCAGCGGGAGGGCGGCAGCCUGCUGACGCGCAUGGCGGGCAGCGGAGACGCGGCGCAGGCGCUGCUGCUUUCCAGGUUUUCGGAGGGCUGCACCGCUGUUGCUGUGGCCACGGCCCGAGGCUUCCUGGGGCUGCACCUGCUGGCGGGGUUCGGCGGCGGUGCGGCACCUGCCUGGUGCGAGUCUGCGCCGCAGUGUGUGUCAGAAGGGCUUGAGAUACAGGCAGUGCGGUCGCAGGUUGGAGUGGUGCCAACAGGGAGCGGCCAGCCGGCGCUGCUACUGCUGGACGUUGUGAACUUGAGCCUGCCGCCACCAGAUGGCGCCUCGGCGGCGGCGGCGGACGAGGAUGACGACGGGGAGGUUCUGGCCAUCGGCGGCGGCACCUCUGCUGCCAGCGUCGCGCUCUUGCCGGAUGCUGUGGCCCCAGAGGUGCUGUACGCUGUGCACUGCAGCGCCGCUCAUGCCAUCACCUUGUCCUGGCUGCCGCUGCUGGCGGGGCUGCUGGAGGAGGUAGGCGGCGCGCGGCUGCCGGCCGCGCUGCCGCAGCCGGCUGCAGAGCUGCUGAUGCGCAGCGGAGCAGGUGUGGCAGCCGCGGCGGCGGUCGGCGACACCCUCUCCGGCUCGGCCCUGGUGGUGCUGGAGGCAGACGGCAAGCCGAGGUGCCUACGGCCGCACCGGGCCGACGCCACGGCAGCAGCAGGCGGCGCAGGCGGCGGCGGAGCGGCGUCGGCGGCGGCGGCGUCGGCGCCAGCCGGCGGCAGCGCGGCCCAGCGGGACGUCGAGGCUCAGCUGGCCACGAUCUAUGGAGACCUGCGCAAAGGCCCCAAGCCCUGCGAGCUGCCGCAGGCGGCGGCGGGCCGCGCCGCCGGGGCCGGCAACCUGGAGGGGCAGCGCCUGCUGAACGAGGCGGCGGCGGCGCUGCGUGCGUCCCAUGUGGAGUUUGCGCACCAGGCUCACCAGGAUCUCACGGAGCGCAUGCGGCAGCUGCAGGCAGAGAUCGACGGGCAGCGGCGGCGGCUGGAGGACGCGGAGGCGGCGGCGGCGGCAGCGGAGCAGGCGGCGGCGGCUCUGGACGCCAAGGCCGCGCGCGUUCAGCAGUUCCAGGGGAACCUGGGGGAGCGGCUGCGUCUCCUGGCCGAGCUGCACUGGGCGCUGCCCCGGCCGCCGUCUCGCGCGGAGCGGCGGUUUGCUGACGAGCAGCUGCCCGCCUUUGAGGCGGCUGCCACGGCGCUGGAGGAGGAUGCGAGGGCGCUGCGCACGCGCGUGUCGCUGCUGCAGCGCAAGCUGCGCUCCGUGGGGCAGGUGGCGGCGGGGGCGGCGGCGCUGGGCGGCGGCACGGCAGCGGCGGUGCUGCCGCCGCACCAGCUGCGCCGCGUGCGAGAGGCGCUGGCGGAGCAGGAGCAGCAGAUUGGCGCCAAUCAGCAGCGGCUGAGCGUGCUCGAGGAGGCCGCCGCGGUGGCAGCCGCGGUGCACGGCUGA
Chlorella variabilis is the source of this 2538-nucleotide messenger RNA. RefSeq lists its product as hypothetical. The coding region runs from base 1 to 2538 and encodes 845 amino acids. Gene Ontology annotation, molecular function: structural constituent of nuclear pore. NCBI's taxonomy places the organism in Eukaryota, Viridiplantae, Chlorophyta, Trebouxiophyceae, Chlorellales, Chlorellaceae. The record is from RefSeq and is a predicted model, not a curated record. The transcript is spliced from 12 exons. Gene Ontology annotation, biological process: mRNA export from nucleus; ribosomal large subunit export from nucleus; ribosomal small subunit export from nucleus. Gene Ontology annotation, cellular component: nuclear pore.